AUGUGGAGGCGAUUCUACGAUAAAGAGAAACUGCUCAAUCGCUUUCUAAUUGAAAUGGGCAGUUACCGGCGAGUAGAUUCCUUUGAAGAUAAUCAUUUUUCUGACUCUUCUCCUUCUUCUGAAAGCUCUCCUGAACGUUCACCUUCCCCAUCAUCUUCUCCUCCAGAUUCUCCUCCUUCGGGAGCAUCGUCCGCAGAAGAUGACGACGGAAUUUAUGUCAGAGAUGAAGACAGGAACAAGAAAGUAGUGUAUCAAGAGAAAAACUGUGAAGAUGAAACCGAUCAGGAAGAUGAAUCCGAAGCUGAACUGGAAGAUGAACCCAAUGAUGAUCAGGAAGAUAAAUCUGAUACGAUAUCGGAACCUGAAUCUCAAGAUGACUCGGAACCAGAUCACCAACAGGGAGAUAUUGGUACUUCUUGUGCAUGCCCUUGUGAGCCUCGGCCAAGCAGGAAUCGACACAGAGAACAUCAUCAGGAACAACACGUACCUGAUUCGUCUCAAAUUGGACCAACAGUAGAAGAUCAAACAACUGAACCACCCGUGGUUGCUGCACAACAUGUUACAAGGGGUCUGAGACGGAAACUCACAACGGAGGCGCCCAUUGCUGUGCCAACUACAAAGGCACCUCCUAAACUGAAACCGGCAACGAAGCCCAAGCCGACCAAUUCGAAACCUCCGAAGCCCACAAAAGCUCCGAAGGCCACUAAACCUCCGAAGACUACGAAGGCUCCGAAGGCAACUAAAGCUCCGAAGUCCCCAAAGUCCCCGAAGUCCCCAAAAACAAAAAAAACCAACAGGAAAGGUUAA
This is a messenger RNA of Caenorhabditis remanei, 807 nucleotides long. RefSeq lists its product as uncharacterized. Bases 1 to 807 code for a protein of 268 amino acids. The transcript has 2 exons. The record is from RefSeq and is a predicted model, not a curated record. NCBI's taxonomy places the organism in Eukaryota, Metazoa, Nematoda, Chromadorea, Rhabditida, Rhabditidae.